AUGCACUUACCUGCUUUCACUGCGUCAUCCCGCCGGAGAGGUAUCACGGAGACCGCAAUCUUCGACGAGCAUGCCAAGAAGGGGCUUGAUAGAUGGGUGCAACACCCAUUGACAGUGCAUGAUGAUCCUGUCUAUCUUGAUAUCGCGAAGCGUGUUCUUCGCAUCGACCACCCAGCACCUGGAGACCUCAGAACAAACAUUGAAUCCCUCAAUGAGUCCAUUGACAAUACAAAGGACUCUACUUUCUACGCUGCAAAGGCCGAGAUUGAUAAGGGGUCGGAUGGGUGGCUGCCAGGAUCCGCCAGGGCAGAGUAUGAGGCUGCUGUGAAGUGCAUCCGACACUUCGAAACAGAACACGAGGCAUAUAAGAAAAUGCUGAACAGUGGAUCCUACUACCUCGGACACGUUAUUGCCGGAAGUGGGAUGAACCUGUGA
This is a messenger RNA of Penicillium bovifimosum, 435 nucleotides long. RefSeq lists its product as uncharacterized. Bases 1 to 435 code for a protein of 144 amino acids. The transcript is spliced from 2 exons. The record is from RefSeq and is a predicted model, not a curated record. Lineage: Eukaryota; Fungi; Ascomycota; Eurotiomycetes; Eurotiales; Aspergillaceae.